CGACGCCAUUUAGGUUCCUAAUAGCAACAGAAGCAGUCACCAAAGCUCCAGCUGGUCCACCCCAGAAGGAAAGAGGAUGUGUGUAAAAGGGAGAGAGCAUCUCCCUCAUUCGCAGUAGCAUUCAAGCCACAGCCCAGGCAGCCAGAGAGGAAGAGGGAUCUGCAACCCAGUGGCUGACUCACAAGCGACACAAGGAGCAGCAUCCAAGGCCAGCCUUGCCAAGUGGAAUCCAAAGGGGGAGGAAAUAGAAGGAAGAGGGAAGCCAGCUUGUUGGACAGGAGACCAGAGCCGACUAACAUCUCCCCUGAAGAAAGGCAUUGCCUUGGCUACUAUGACAGGCAGAAACUGAAGCAGAGCAAUCUGAUUUCUUUUUCUCAGGUUUUCUUCCCUUGUUGAUCAUCACAUACCUUGAAAAUCAUGCCUGAACAAAGCAAUGAUUACAGGGUGGUGGUAUUUGGAGCAGGAGGAGUUGGCAAAAGUUCACUGGUCCUGAGGUUUGUGAAAGGAACAUUCAGAGACAGUUACAUCCCAACAAUUGAAGACACCUACAGGCAGGUGAUCAGCUGUGAUAAGAGCAUAUGUACUUUGCAGAUUACUGACACAACAGGCAGCCAUCAAUUCCCUGCCAUGCAGCGUUUAUCUAUUUCCAAAGGACAUGCUUUCAUUUUGGUCUAUUCUGUCACAAGCCGGCAGUCCUUGGAGGAACUCAAACCUAUCUACGAACAGAUAUGUCAGAUCAAAGGGGAUAUAGACAGCAUUCCCAUCAUGCUGGUAGGAAACAAGAAUGAUGAGGACCACAACCGAGAGGUGCAGACCCCUGAUGGAGAAGCCAUGGCCAAGAAGUGGAAGUGUGCCUUUAUGGAGACCUCUGCGAAGACAAAUCACAAUGUGAAGGAGUUGUUCCAAGAGCUGCUGAACCUGGAGAAACGCCGGACUGUAAGUUUACAGAUUGAUGGCAAAAAAAGUAAGCAGCAGAAAAGAAAAGAGAAGCUGAAAGGCAAGUGUGUCGUCAUGUGAAGGCAGCAAUCUUGGAGCAUCCUUGAGACUUUCUCCUGACUAUACAGGUUUUAUGCCUAUAUACCACAUAGGGAAAGUAUGUGAGACUAUUUUAUUAUUGGCUAUUUGGAAAGGAAUAUAGUGCAACCAAUCAAAAAGUCAUCCUUUUAUAAAUUAGCCAUUCAUAACAAGAGUAGUUCCAAAGAAUCAGAGAUACCUAAUUUCAGCAUCCUAAGAAACAAAACUUCCAUAAUUAAGAACUUGCACCAGCAUCACUAUCACAUAUAAGGAACAGGAGUUAGUUCUUUAAAGAUUUAUGCUAAUGCUAUAUGUAGAAUUAUGAAAAUGCUUUGAAGAUGUCUAUAGAUACACUUCCAAAUGUAUGAAUGUACUGUAUAUACACAUGCAUAAGUCUAGAAAUGUUAUUCAAAAAUGGACACUGCAAAACUGAGUUGAUUUAUUUAAAGGCCAAUGUAAGUUAUAUCUCCCAGAUUUUUGUAAUUUCUUUGACAUCAUUUUCCUUUUCUUCAUCCUUUGUAUCCUUUGUUACAUGCCCCUAAGUUUUACCCUUGACUUAUUUACAAGUCAUAACAAGAUCCAUAGUUUUGGUACCUGGACCUGCCCUUGACUUAUACAUGAGGUUGACAUACAUACGAGUACAUAUACUAGUGUGUGCAUAGGCACAUAUAUAUCAAUAUACAUAUUUACACAUAUAUUUGGAAGUGUCUCUAAAUUUAGGAUUAAGGUAAAAUGGUAAUGCUGAAAUGCAGAAUUCUGUAUCUCCUAAAAUGCAGGUGAACAACCCUUGGUCUCUGUGAUGUAUAUCUCACCUUUGUGGCUCAUUGAGCAUCCCAGAAGUGUUUCUGUCUAUAUCCAGGGGUGUGGACCAGGCUUCAGUCCCUAGACCCCAUUAAUGUGUGGCUCCAAUUAUUUAUUCUUUUCACAACAUACAUCAUAGUUACUUUGUUUAUUUGUUUAUUUAUUUAUUUAUUUAUUUAUUUAUUUAUCCUAUUAUUUUUCUCCUAUCUUUCUCCCAAUAUAGACCCUCCAUCCAAGGCCCUCCAUUUGCAAAUAUCUCCUUUCAGACAUUACUCAUUAAUAGUCCAAGAUAAUGAGAAAAGGAUUAGGAUUGUGGAUACACUAGGGAUCUCAACAUACAGAGGAGGCUCCCUCUGCUUCAUCGGCAAUCGCCAGUGAAAUAGCAGGCAUACGGGGUUCCUCCUUUGCCCAUCACAUGUGGGAAAUGAGACAAGGCUCAUUGGUGCCCUAUCCCUAUCAGACAGGGGAAAGGGUGGCAAUGCAUAUUGCCGCAUUGCCCUUUCCCCCAUCAGAUGGGGAAAGGGAGAGAGAAAUGUGGGUAACUUGGUUGGAGCUACCAAAAGCCAUUUAUCUCUCUACUGUUGGCAAGGAGGCAUCUUGUGAUGUUUCCUUGCCGCUUCAGGGUUCAAUGGGAUGGGGCCAAGCCAGCGUUAUCUGAUGGCACCAGUGUUAUCUGAUGGUGAAGAAGAGUCGUGGGCAAGUUUACCCAUGUGUGAUGAGGUGGUAGGAGGAAAACUUACUUUUUGUCCAAAGGGUAAACUCUGCAAGGCAAAUUUCUACAGUACUUAACAUGCUAUUGAUAUAUUUUGAUUUUUAUCUUACAACACUCAUGACAAUCUAUUACCUAAAGGAUUUAAAGUUUACAUGCAUAUUAGCAGAAUUGCUGUUAGUAAUUGUAGGACAUCAUUAUCUAUUAUGAAUAACCAUCCAUUGGGGAUAGAGUUUGGCAUGUUUGGGUCCUCAUUUAACAUUCAAACUAAAUUCCAGGGUGAUUCACUUCUUCAUAGACAAGGAAACCACCAGUUGUCAGGGAUUUCAGUACCACAUACUUUAUUGAAAACACUUCCACACUUUAUAUAGUUUAUGCAUGAUUGAUACCUUCUCCAGAUGAUGGAGCCAGUCAAAUACACCUCUGUGAGUCUUCAUCCCAUUUCCCAAAAAUGAUACCAAUUCCCAAAGCUAGAAGUUAUCUCAUUUUCUAUUCUUCCUCUUGAUUGUGAUGCACUGAGACUGCUGUUAGAAAAGGGCAUUUUCUAUUUCUGUGCUCUUCCUAAGCAUAGGGAAGGUAUUUGUAUAGUUUUAUAUGAAGUCAGCUCUCUGUCUGACUGGCAGAAAAUGCACCCACUUUAGCAGGACAAUUAUUCAAUAUGCAACCACAUAAUUGGUUUGUUCUAUUUGGAAGGUGAUGCUUCAACCCAGGAAAGGUUUUUAUCUUUUCCACUUGGGAAUCUAUUCAGAAAACUGGCAAACUAAAUGACAGAAAUAUCAUUUGGAAACUAGGCCAAGAUUCUGCACUGAAGAAUAACUCCAUCAAUGCAAUUUCAUGUUCUCUGUCCUCAUCAGCUGCUGCCAAGGGCCAGAAAGAACUGGAGAGCCAGAAAUAGGAGGUGAUAUAGAUCAUGAAGAAGCAGUUGGUCUCAGCUUAUGGAGAAAUGAAACAAGGGUGCUUUCAUGGAUGCAGUACAUUUUCCUUCUCUUUCAAGCAGUCAUGUCUUCAUGGAAAGAAUGGCCUCCUAUUGCUUCCCUUUCCCACUGAUAAACAGCAGCAGCAGUUUUGGGACCCAGUACCAGGGCAAGAGAAUAAACUCCAGUGCCCUGUCCAAAAGGAGACACACAUAUAUGCAUGCAUGUGACAGCAGGUACUAUUGGUCAAGUUGUGAAAAGGGUCAGAACUUCAAGGAGAUUCUGUUUGGCUCCCUGGGGAGCCAAACAGUGCUUCAGCCAUCCAUGCUCUCUGCUUUCCCUUCCCCCUUACCUAUUUAUUUGGGUAGUAGAAGCCAUAUGGGCCAGCUCCUACACACCUAUGGAGCUAUUCUUUUCACAACAUUUCCUCUGCAUCCCAAGCCAUAUAUGCACAUGGAAGCCACAUCAAGAGCCACCUAGAUGGACAAAACCUCAUGCUAUAUGUUACUACUCUGUGGUGUUCUUGAAACUAGCUAUACUCCAAGUCUUACUAUAUAAAAUAGUAUCAUGAUUUUAUUAUUUCAAACAGUUGUACCCCAUCCUUCUCAACCCCUGAGGAGGGGACUCAGGGUGGCUUACACCGGCAACAAUUUGAUGCCAUCACACAACAUAGCAAUAGAACACAAUUUAAACAUUGAUUAAAACAUUAAAUAUAAAUAGGCAAUUAAAAACAUUGUUAACAAUAAUAUGGCCACAUCCAAGUUUGACUCAACAUUCAGGGACUUAGUUCAAAGCCUGUCCUUUUCUGUUGCCUACUGCUGGUUAAGCAAAGUACCCAUCUUAAAUUUGAAGAAUGUCUUUUGUAUCACUAGGUACAGUUUUAUCCUUCUUGAUUUGGCUCCCUUCACCAUGAUUGUUUUGGACAGGAGCAUGUGGGAAGGGGUUGCAUGCCAACCUAGUUACAUUUGGAAUAGUGCCACUAAAGUCAUUGGCAUUUAAAUUAGUCAAGAGUAAAUCAAGGCUCAUUUUCAGUGGGUCUGCUCACUCUAAAUGCAGCUAAACUUGGUUGUCUAAUGGCAGUACAUUCACAUUAAUGCUAAGGCACCAAGGAUCAAUGGGUGGCCUCUGCAGUACAGUACAGUGAGACCCUGGUUUUCACUGGUGUUUGGUCCUAGGACUACCCCUCCCCCCAAAUUCAUGGAUGCUCAAGCCCCAUUAUAUACUAUGGAAUAGUAAAAUGGUGUCCCUAUAUAAAAUGGCAAAAUCAAGGUUUACUUCGGUGGAUUUAAAAAAAAUUUCAAGUUGUGGRUGGUUGAAUCCAUAGAUACAGCAGGCCAACUGUUUAAUAGUUCUAAAAUAGAAUAGCAGACAGCAGAAGAAGGAGGGGCUUUAGCAAAGUGUGGCAAGAUAUUUAUGGAUGUGUGGAAGGGGGGGGGGUUGGUUAAAGAUCCCUAGCAUGGCAACUGUGACGUUACGAGGGUGCCCUGUUUUCAUCAUCAGAACAUCAGAGGGUUUGUAACUGUGAGCCAUCCCACAAAAUAUCCUUGUUCCAAGAGAACUACCAGUAAAUAUUUAUGAAAAUGCUUCAAAACAUUUUUACAUUUUACAUGGAUAGCUCAUAGGCAUGGACUUCUUCAUUCUCUCUUACUCAGGCCACCUCUGCACUUUUCUCUCUUACAAAUAUGCAUCAUCUCCCAAGAGAAAGCUGGCACAAAUCCUUCUUAACUUCAUUGCAGCUUAUAUAAUGGGAAGAAAGGUUCAGUUUGCCUUAUCCUGAAAUGCUCUCAGUGAUUGCAGUCCUAAUCCAUUUGUAGCAACUCAGAGAAUCAAAUUUAAACAUUGAGCUGCUCUAUUUCAAAAUAGUUUCAGAUAAUUUUUCAUGUAAAGACCUGUCCUGUAAGUCAUGGGAGGUGGGGCUGGUCUAAUGUUAUGCUGUUGUUCCAUGUACAACCCCCCUUUUUGUCACAAUAUAACAAGCCAUGGUUAAUGUCUCAUGCCCUUGCAUUUUAUCAGUGCAGGGCUUGCAGACAAGCAAUAUUUAUUCCUGGGCCAGUAAUUUUGAGGAGGAUACAUUUUAUAAUAUACCCUUCUGUUGUCCUUGUAAUUUAUAAUAGGUUUUACAUAUAUAUGUGUUUAUCGAAAUAUUCAUUCUGCUUUGCUAUUACUGAUAUAAUUUUUAAAAAAUGUAUAGAAAAGAGAGAGAAAGGGAAGGAAAUUCUUGGGGAAAAUAAUUAUACAGCUUUAUUAUAUUUUGUGGUUUAUUUCCAUGUGCAAUAGUAAUAGACAUGAAUUGUUUAAAAAUCUAUGUACACAAAAGGAUGACCUGUUUAAAACCUUCAGAGAAUUUUAGCAUCGUGGCAAUAUUAAAUGGAUAAGUAUGCUGCUCACAAAGCAUGAAUUUUCUGUACAUGAGCAAACUCUUAAGAUAUAUAGCUGUUUAGUGUAAUUUAUUGUUGCAGUUUCAUUAUCUAGUUAUCAUGUAAUUCAUGUAUAAGUUUCAUGUGAUAUUCUGUAUAUAAGAUAUGGAAAAUAAACAUUUUAAAUUACAAA
Anolis sagrei ordinatus is the source of this 5988-nucleotide messenger RNA. RefSeq names its product DIRAS family GTPase 2 (gene DIRAS2). Gene Ontology annotation, molecular function: GTPase activity; GTP binding; GDP binding. The record is from RefSeq and is a predicted model, not a curated record. Gene Ontology annotation, cellular component: plasma membrane. Gene Ontology annotation, biological process: signal transduction. Lineage: Eukaryota; Metazoa; Chordata; Lepidosauria; Squamata; Anolidae.